Fomitiporia mediterranea MF3/22 is the source of this 2871-nucleotide messenger RNA. RefSeq names its product WD40 repeat-like protein. The transcript has 4 exons. Bases 1 to 2871 code for a protein of 956 amino acids. Gene Ontology annotation, molecular function: protein binding. Lineage: Eukaryota; Fungi; Basidiomycota; Agaricomycetes; Hymenochaetales; Hymenochaetaceae. The record is from RefSeq and is a predicted model, not a curated record.
AUGAGAUCAGACACGUCCGAACGACCGCGCUGUCUACAGAAUACACGGACCGAAUAUUUGUCGAAAAUCAAGGAUUGGCUGCAUUCACCCUCGACGGAGACGAACAUUCUGUGGCUCAAUGGAAUCGCUGGGUCAGGAAAGAGCACCAUCGCGGCUUCCAUCAUGGACUAUUGCGAUUUAGAAUCGCGUCUGGCAGCAUUUAUUUUCUUCGAACGAAGAAAAUCAGAGCCUAAAUCCGUCAUCAAGACGAUUGCUUACCAGCUCGCAGCAUUCAAUUCGGAGCUUGCAAAGCGCAUUAUAUCCGCUGCGGAGCAGCUGAGGAAUAUUACUGGCUCCACGCUUAUGACACAGUUCGAGACGCUGCUUUUAGGACCACUCAGAGAUUCUGUCGAUGUUGUUGGAGAUCCGGUAAUCAUCAUACUCGAUGCUCUGGACGAAUGUGGCAGUACAGAGCAGCGACAAGAAAUCUUGAAACUGCUCAAAGACGACUUCGCACAGCUACCGGAGAAGUUCCGGUUCUUCAUCACGAGUCGACCGGAAAACGACAUCAUGACGUCUCUGUCACUGCGGCCGCACAUAUCCGAAAUCAAGCUUGAUCCUACUUUGGAUCAAAGUCGCAGUGACGUACAUGCGUACAUUAACGAUGCGAUACGCAACGCGGUGACGGAUCCCAUACCAGCAGGGUUUGUGUGUGAUAGUAACAUGGAGAUCCUCGGUGAUGCGGCAGGGGGCUUGUUCAUCUGGGCAUCGACAGUGGUCAAACUAGUCUCUAGAAGCGACGAUAAGGUAGAGAAGUUGGAGGAGCUUGUGGAAAACGCUCGGUCACUCGUUGGCCUAGAUAGCCUGUAUGGUACUGUGCUUGAGCAAUCGGGAAUCUCGUGGGAAGAGGAUAAAUCGGUGGAGCGAUUUAGGAAGAUCCUAGGACUAAUUCUUCUCGGAAAGCAACCUCUUUCGGACGAUGAUAUCGACAAACUCUCAGACCUUCAGCCGGGGAAGUCACAUCUCAUGCUGCGAAGACUGCAUUCUGUUCUCUCUUACGAGCCUGGAAAGCCCGUGCGACUUCAUCAUGCAUCAUUUGCUGACUAUCUUCUGUCACCCGAGCGCUCUGGUGAUCAGCGAUGGUUUGUUGAUACUAAUAUCCAGAGACAUACAAUCACCGUUAGAUGCUUCGACGUAAUGGAGCAGUUACUACAUUUUAAUAUGUGUAGCUUAGAGACGUCGUUCAUUUGCAACGAUAAGGUUCCCGAACUUGAGAAACUGAUUGCAAAGAAUAUACCAUUGCACCUCUCAUACGCUUGCAGGUUCUGGGCCGAGCAUCUUGGCGACAUACCGCAUUCUGCGGACGUUGUAAGGAAACUAACGGAUUUCGCAUACAAUUACAUGUUGUACUGGCUUGAGGUGCUGACUCUGACGAAGCAAUUCAAGCGUGUUGCUGGUCGAGCGCUUCUCGAUGCUAUCAUAUGGGCCUCGCUAAACAACGACCAGUUGUCGUCAUUUUUGUGGGAUGCGUACAGGCUAGCUGGUAUUUACGCCUCACCGGUUUCGCAAAGCACCCCCCAGAUCUAUCUCUCCAUGCUUUCUCUCUCGAAAGGCGAGUCGGAGGUAUCAAAACACUUCUCACAGACUCAUCCGGCUAUUGAAACAUAUCGAUCGGGAACUAAAGUGACGACUGCAUGCAUUAAGAACUUUAUUGGGCAUACGGGUCAGGUUAUAUCUGUCGGUUUCUCACCGGACGGGAAGCACGUUGUGUCCGGCUCAGACGAUUGGACGAUUCGGAUUUGGGAUGCUUCAAGUGGAGAGGCUAUCGCGGGCCCGUUUGAGGGGCACACAAGCUCGGUCAGGUCUGUCAGUUUCUCGCCAGACGGGAAGCACAUCGUCUCUGGCUCAUACGAUAAGACGAUUCGGAUUUGGGAUGCUUCAAGCGGGGAGGUUGUCGCGGGCCCGUUUGAAGGGCACACACACUCAGUCACGUCUGUCAGCUUUUCGCCAGACGGGAAGCGCGUCGUCUCUGGUUCAGGCGAUAAGACGAUUUGCAUUUGGGAUGCUUCAAGUGGGGAGGCUGCUGCGGGCCCGUUUGAAGGGCAUAUACACUCGGUCACGUCUGUUGGUUUCUCGCCAGACGGGAAGCACGUCGUCUCUGGCUCGGGAGAUUCCGCGAUUCGGAUUUUGGAUGCUUCAAGCGGGGAGGUUGUUGCGGGUCCAUUUGAAGGGCACACAAGCUUGGUCAUGUCUGUCAGUUUCUCGCCGGACGGGAAGCGCAUCGUCUCUGGCUCAUGCGAUGACACGAUCCGCAUUUGGGAUGCUGCAAGUGGGAAGGUUGUCGCGCGUCCGUUUGAAGGGCAUACAGACUGGGUCAGGUCUGUUGGUUUCUCGCCAGAUGGGAAGCGUGUCGUUGUUGCAUGCCCGUUUGUAGGGCACACAGAGUCGGUCACGUCUGUCAGUUUCUCGCUGGACGGGAAGCGCGUCGUCACUGGCUCACAUGAUUCGACAAUUCGGAUUUGGGAUGCUUCAAGCGGGGAAGUUGUCGCGGGCCCGUUUGAAGGGCAUGCAGACUUGGUCUGGUCUGUCGGUUUCUCGCCAGACGGUAAGCACGUUGUGUCUGGCUCGCACGAUCGCACGAUUCGUAUUUGGGAUCUUGACAGCUCAACUCUAAACAUGUCUGCUACUACCUCAAACUGGACUAUGUCUGAAGAUGGGUGGAUCCUAGGUAGACAAAGUGAAUUGCUUACAUGGGUCCCGCCCGAUUUGCGUCCAACCCUAUUUCGCCCUUGUAAUACAGCUGUUUUCAGCUGCCCGUUUGCCACAAGGAUAGACUUUUCAACCGCACCAAUAGGUACGAAAUGGGCAGAAGGGUUUGGCAAAAAGCAAUAG